Messenger RNA from Spodoptera littoralis (African cotton leafworm), 1176 nucleotides. NCBI's taxonomy places the organism in Eukaryota, Metazoa, Arthropoda, Insecta, Lepidoptera, Noctuidae. The record is from the annotation of a GenBank genome assembly.
AUGUCAUCGAGUACCGAGAAGACUCCGAUGCAAUGUUCUGUUUGUAAAACAACAGCCAAGUCAAGCCUUUAUGUUUGUGAAAGUGGGCAUAUUAUAUGUAAAAGUUGCCAAAAAUAUGAUGUAACACAAGAUACUCGUAAUGAAUGUGGUGAUAACAACACAGACAAACAGGAGGAUCCAAAUAAUGACCUGAUGGUGAAAUUACAAGACUUAGCAAGCGGAGAUUUUGACAAAUUUGCAGCUCAAGAUCUAAAUAAAGAAUCAAAGAAAGGCUGCAAUGAAGAUAAAACCUUAGUAAAAACUCAGGAACAAGAAGAAGAAUCUAAGAAAAACAUGGAAGCAAUUAUUGAAUACAAAAAUCUGUAUUAUCAAGAGACCAGCUCAAGUGUUACUACAGGUGUCGAAGGGUUGAAGACCACAGAAGACGAUAUAUCAUGUCUAAGCACUUCACAUGUUGCUCCAAGACCAGUGAUGUGUCCAGUGACGAUUUGUUCAAAAAUGGUGACGAUCGACUCCUUCAUGCUACACUUCCAUUUCGAUCAUUCCAAGGUUCCAAGAAAAACUUUAGAUGACACCACACCUCAAGAAAUUUCGCUAAAAGCAUCAAACUUCUCCAAUGAAGUACAAUGCGUGGCUACAUUUAUAAUGGAAACUCAAAAAAGAUCAAGCAAGACGAGAAACGCAGAGUCGACACCAACUGUUCGCAAUACUUUGAGAGACAAUAAGCUAUUACUAUUAAUGGCCGUGAAAUUGCCAUCGAAUCCUAUAAAACUGCCUGGUAUCAAAUCUGACCAAACACUCGUUUUCACUCGGAGUAUCCAGACACAGACUGAGAAAAUCUUCGAUUAUGAUUCUGGGAAGUUUGUAGAUCUUCGCAGCAAAAAUAGUGGCGAUCAUAAAACUUGCACAACUAAACUAGAAUUUAUUGACGAUGAAGUUCUUUUGCUGUGGCUCUGCAAAUUGGAAGAUACAGAAAAAGUAUUCAGUAUAACGCUAUUAGGUGAAGAUAGAAGACGAGGUUACUGUUAUCUUGGUGAUGCCGGUCAUGUAAGAGAAAACCAGGAUCCAUACUUACUGUGUGAGAGAUCCGAAUGCCUCAUUGUCAAAGGAUCUACAGUUACCGACCUCUACGAUCUUAAUGGUCAAGUAACCGUUAUAGUUAGUAUGAUAGGAUAA